GUAGAGGUGGGAUUGCUCGGAUCGAGAAGCUGGGGAACCCACGCGUUCAGCUUCUGAGAAAGCUUAGAGACGGACCGCUCGGACUGUGGGAGCCCUCCCCUCUGCUUGGAUCUGCUUUGUUUCUAGACUGCCAAUGGAACAAUGUGGAUAAGGGCUGAGUUGCUUUAGUGCGGGCACGAGGCUCUGCGGCCUGCCUGUAGUCGGCUGGCUGAUUAGUCCACUGAGGUGAGGCGCCACUCUCACCAGGCCGCAGGGCGGACGGAGAAAAGGCCUUUGCUCCCCCUCUUUGCUUCACCCCUGUCCCCUUUCCACCCUCACCCCCAACCCAGGCACGUACGCUCUGGACCAUGUCUAGCGGACUGUCAGAGGGGAGCCGGACAGAGGACCUGGAGCAGAGUAACUGCAAAGAGGACUCUCCUGUUAUAGAGCGAAGAAACCGCAGUGGGAUCAUCAGUGAGCCCCUCAGUAAGAGCCUUAAGAACUCCCGCACCCUCUCCCAGUACACGGCAGCCUCCUCUGCCACCACCAAUGGACACACACGCAGCAGUGAAACUAAGGGCCACUCGGCUAAGCCUCAGCCGCCCCCGCAGCCCCAGCCCACUGUCUCAGCACUGACUGCAGCCAAGUUGGACCGGACCCUAGAGCAGGUUCUGGAGGGACAGAAUGGCCUGCUGCAUUUUGCCCAGGCGGCAGCACUGUUAAAGCGGGCCGGUAUGGAGCACAUGCUUCUGCCUGGGGGCAUGGGAGUGGGAGUUGGCGGCGGAGACGCAGGCUCGGGGGCUAGCGACUUGGAGGGUACGUCUGUCACGGAUGCCGUAGGUGGUCCUGUCGACUUCCCAUAUGGAGUAGGAGGCGGCUUCCCCUUUAACCCGGGGCUUUUCAUCAUGACACCGGCUGGAGUGUUCCUGGCGGACAGCGCGCUGCACAUGGCCGGCCUGGGCGAGUAUCCGGCGCAGAGCGAGCUGGCCUCAGCUAUCAGCUCCGGUAAAAAGAAGCGGAAACGUUGCGGCAUGUGCCCGCCUUGCAGACGGCGGAUUAAUUGCGAGCAGUGCAGCAGUUGCCGAAAUCGCAAGACGGGCCACCAGAUCUGCAAGUUCCGCAAAUGUGAGGAGCUGAAGAAGAAGCCGUCUGCUGCUCUGGAGAAGGUGAUGCUUCCUACAGGAGCGGCGUUCCGGUGGUUCCAGUAGGACUGACCCCCCUCACUCCCUACCCAAAGCUCUGCCAUCAAGUGCAAUGCCAACUCUCGGAUUGUCUCCUGCACAGACACUGGCUAAUAAGCAAACAAGCAACAAAUAAAAUUAUACAAAGAAAAAAAAAAACAACAACAACACAGAAAUGAAAAUAAAAUUUCAAAAAAAAAAAGUAAUAAUAAUCAAUCGGGUAAUGGAUGCACCUACUUAUUCCUUGAACCAAAAAUGAAGCAUAAAGAAAAGCAUCUAUGGCAACUUUCAUUCCCUUUUAUAUGUUUCCAUUUUGGUACCUUUUGUCCUUUUUCCAGCAGGUUUUUUCUGUCGCUUAAACAUGGAACUUUUCAUUGCCAAACAGAAAUGAUGGACUGAGUGUGGACAAUCAACUAAUUUCUGUGUUUGGUGUUAAUGUUGUUCACGUGUGGAAAGAUACAGUACUUGUGUAGAGAAUGUAAAUUUACAGCUAUAUUUUAAAACUAGUGGCUAAUGGCAAAACACUAUUGUAAUUCUUCACCGUUUCGUUACUUAAACCCUCAUCUACUUUCUGAUUCACUCUGUUCCGAGAUUAUUUAGUCCGGGGGGAAACAAAUCGGUGGUCGUCUACGAGAAACACGAGGAAUAGCUCCGAAACCGGAAAACCGUAGCUUCUGGAUUGAACUGAAUGUGGGAAAACGUCGUGUCAUUGGGCAGAAUUUCAGAGACUCGUCACUGGGAUAAAGAUGCUAUCCGCCAGAGUUCUCGCUGUAAUCCCCGAUCACUUUAUCAGAGCCACCUUUCCUCCAUCCUAUCUCCAAACUUUUCUUCUUUUUUUUUUUCAGUGAAACUGGCAGCCUUAUGUUACUGUGGCCCUACUGAGCAUGUGCCAACGCUGCUCAGGGCAAUAGCACUAAGAGACCGCACUUGCUCUGAGUCUACCCUACUGAACGCACUGAGACAAGAUUUCAUUUUUUUUAUGUUGGUUUUGUUUUAUGAUAUAUAUAUAUUUUUUUUUUGUUUUUUUUGUUUUGUUAUGUUGCUGGGUAGCUACAGCUUUUCAAAAUAACCAAUCUUUGUAUUCAUUUAGAAAAUUGGACUGGUUUUGUGAAUAAAAAGGAAUGCAUGUAUUCGUGUCAAAAUUUACAAUCCUGAUGUUGGUCUUCGUGUCCACUUUGCAUGCUUUUCUAAAACACCUGGUCUGACAGAAAUAACCGUGGUUGACAAA
Molecule: messenger RNA, 2388 nt
Organism: Lampris incognitus (smalleye Pacific opah)
Lineage: Eukaryota; Metazoa; Chordata; Actinopteri; Lampriformes; Lampridae
Gene: cxxc5a
Product: CXXC finger protein 5a
Exons: 4
Coding region: 348-1187 (279 amino acids)
Cellular component (GO): nucleus
Molecular function (GO): zinc ion binding; methyl-CpG binding
Source: RefSeq, a predicted model, not a curated record